AAAUGAGAUGUCUUGUGAAGUCCAGCCGUCCUACAAACAGCCCGCUGGACUGGGUUCAGCCCCCCGGGGUUACAGGAAGUUGUAGCUGCCAUGUUUAGCUGCUUUGUUGUAGAUUCCUUGUAGGUUUCCUGCAGAUUUUAGCCUAAGUGUUGCAAUGGAACCGAGCUGGAGUACGUUUUUAUUCCAACAGGCCAACGAGGCUCUGCAUCACCAGCACCAAGUAGCCGGGAACAGCCUCUUGCCUUUGCUCAAUUCUGGAACAGAACCACCUGAUCAGAAACCAGUGCUGCCCAUCCCCUUGGACCAGAAACCCCCUGUCAGUGCUGCGGAACUCCUUAAAGACAAUGUGGCCAGUGGGACUGGGGGAGGAGGUGGUGGAGGGCCUCAGAUUGCUGUGGUCAAAAAGGAGCCUAAAUCAAAGACGCCCUUCAUCUGUGGCUACUGCAACAAGGCUUUCCGGGACAGCUACCACCUGCGGCGGCAUGAGUCUUGCCACACUGGCAUUAAGAUGGUUUCGCGGCCUAAGAAGACACAAACAGCCCCCACCAUGGUGCCACUCAUAUCCACUGUACCUCGUGAGAAUAGUGGAAACCCUUCAUAUAUUACUACUGUAGCUGGUAUCCUGACUACAGCCACCACGUCAACAUCCACAGGCACCAGUGUAAUGACCCCCAUGCAACAUCAACAGCAGCAGAGCAUCCCUAAGAAGCCUCCCAAGCCGGUGAAAAAGAAUCACGGCUGCGACAUGUGUGGUAAGGCCUUUAGAGAUGUGUAUCAUCUCAACCGCCACAAGCUGUCGCACUCUGAUGAGAAGCCGUUUGAGUGUCCCAUCUGCCAGCAGAGGUUCAAGAGGAAGGAUCGCAUGACAUACCAUGUCCGCUCCCAUGAUGGUGGAGUUCAUAAGCCUUACAUCUGCUCUGUCUGUGGGAAGGGCUUCUCCAGACCCGAUCACCUAAGCUGUCACGUCAAGCAUGUCCAUUCCUCAGAGAGGCCAUUCAAGUGCCAAGUAACGGCCUGUACCUCUGCCUUCGCUACCAAAGACCGUCUACGCUCCCACAUGAUCAGGCAUGAAGGCAAAGUCACCUGCAACAUCUGUGGCAAAAUGCUAAGUGCUGCCUACAUCACAAGUCACCUCAAGACGCAUGGCCAGGCCAGCUUCAGCAACCCAUGUAACAAUAAAGGCAUAAGUGACUGGCAGUGGAACCACUCAGGGCCACGAAAAGGUGAGUUGACGGUAGGAGAGAUUUUAAAUAACUCCUUCCAAGUCCUAAUUGACAACUCUCACAAAGAUGCCAACAAUGUGCACAACUCCGCCACUACAACGCCAGUCACUAACUCGGCAGCCAUCACCUCAGCUGUAAACCGCAGUGUCAGUGCCAGCAAUCCCGUCACCAUUGCUGCUCAGAUGAACAUCGCCACCAGCACGGUCAACAUCACAUCACCAGUCAACCUGCAGCACCCUGUCACCAUCACCGGCCCUGUGAACCUGGCCUCUGUCAACAUCCCUACAACAGCACAUAUGAAUAUCGCCCACCCAGUGGCUAUCACCACCCCCAUGCCCAUGAAUAUCACCGGGCCACUCAACAUUGCCAUGAGGCCCAUGGAGAGCAUGCCUUUUCUAUCCCAAGUUCUGCCUUCCUCACCUCCUUGGUAGAGCUUUUUUUGCCCAUGUAACUGCUGAGAAUGUUUUAACUGCCUAAUAAUGGAUGAGCCUGUCAAAGUUAGUAAAAUGGCUCUCUAAAUGGGUUGGUAGUGUAUUAAACUUGAAAAGGUGAUAACUUUCCAAAUAAUGUAAUACGUCCAUAUAGAUAGUAACCAAUGAUUGUUACUUGCUGGAGUCAUUAUGCCAUAAUUUGUCAAUCUUGAAUUAUAUCUGUAUUUAUAGGGGAAAAAAGGUUUCAGACACCCUUAAUCAUGAUAGAAAAUUAGUUGUUUUGCUUAAAGUAACUCAUUAGCCUACAAAUUGAACUGGAAAAGAUUUAUCGAUACUAGAUGGGAAUUCCCGUUUUUGGCUAACCUAACGAAUUAAAUACCUGACAAAUCACGAUACUUCAUCACAUUCAUGCAAAAAAUAUGUAAAUCCAAUGUUACCACUAAGCAGUCCUGCUCAUGGAUUUACAAAAAAAGAAGCAACAAACUUGAGGUCCACUUACUGACUUUUCUUGUAGUUAUCAACCACAUUUCAUGGUCCUCAUCAGUAUGUGUUUUGCUCACUUGUUAUAGAAUUUCGAUCAUGUGAUUUUUAAAUAUGGAACAGGCAAUUGUAAACCCUGUGUGUGUUUAUAAGAUGGUCUUUAGUACCGGAUGUGAUUGGCUUCCAGUCUCUGAUAUGCAGUUCAAAGAUCUGAAACAGGUAGUAAGUGGUCCUAAAGUCCAGAUUAUUUUGUCAAAGUACUAUUAACAAGGUCAAGAAUCAACUUUUUAUGCUCAGAUAAACUCGUAUUUGUUACCGCUU
Molecule: messenger RNA, 2455 nt
Organism: Thunnus maccoyii (southern bluefin tuna)
Lineage: Eukaryota; Metazoa; Chordata; Actinopteri; Scombriformes; Scombridae
Product: vascular endothelial zinc finger 1-like
Exons: 7
Coding region: 155-1654 (499 amino acids)
Biological process (GO): regulation of transcription by RNA polymerase II
Cellular component (GO): nucleus
Molecular function (GO): DNA-binding transcription factor activity, RNA polymerase II-specific; RNA polymerase II cis-regulatory region sequence-specific DNA binding
Source: RefSeq, a predicted model, not a curated record